CUUAAAAAAACAUGGUCUUCUUCUCGUCACUCUCCUCUCUCUCCCCUCUCACACUAGUCAUCGUUAAGUUAAUCGAAACUUCAAUCGCUCCAGUCAUGGUUCUUUUGAAUCGAAGCUUCAAUCGACACUCAAAUAUGUUCAGUAGAUUGCAAUCGAUCGGAUCAUUUACAUCACACCUAUGAACCCAAUAAUUGAUCUCCAACAAAUCACCCUAAUCUCGCAUUGAUUAUUGAUUCCCCCAAAUCAGACCUCUUAUAUCUUCUUGUUUCGAUUUCUCUGUUGCCAAGAAAUCUUUCAAUCUGAGGUUCGUAUCGAGUUUGUGUAAUGAAAUCGAGCUUGCUGAGCGUUCUAUUUCUCUUCUUCAGGUGUGUUGAUUUGGUGUUUCCCUCUGAUAGUCCUUUGAUUUGGUUCCCUCUUAUAGUCCUAUGAUUUGGUGUUUCUAUGUGUUAUAGAAGUAAGUAUAUGUUAAAGAGAUUGAUGAAACAUACACUAUGCAGGUAACUUAUGUAGGCAACUUACAAAUCAUAGAAGCUUUCAGAAAUACUCUGGAUGUAUUGGCAAGUAAAGGUCCACUCAUGGAAGGCAAUGCGAUGGAUAGGGUAGUCUUCUUUUGCUUCUCACUCAGUGAAUACAAAAGGAUCCCUUCAAGACCAUUUGCAUUAAGACUUUUUACCAUUUACCCAAUGUACAAUACUUUUGCCCUCAAGUGAUGUGCUUCAAACAAGGAGGUAUGAAGCAAACCUGAUGACAUUCUUGCUAUAUGAUCCAUAUCUUAAGACACUGUAUUGGCGUAUUGCAUCUGCAUCUACUCUAGCAACCAUGUUGGAGGGGC
Molecule: messenger RNA, 832 nt
Organism: Lactuca virosa
Lineage: Eukaryota; Viridiplantae; Streptophyta; Magnoliopsida; Asterales; Asteraceae
Source: the annotation of a GenBank genome assembly